AUGGAUCCAGAGAGGGAUGUCAGAGGAGAAAAACCAUGUGAAACACAACUUCGUGUUCAGAGGGAGUCAAUGCAGAACGUCUAUGCAGGGGACCCAUUUCAACUGGAAUGCCCUGUGGUAUACUGCGCUGGCAGACCUAACGUGACCUGGUGCAAGUUGAAUGAAACCCAGUGUUUGCCUCUGGGGGCUAGCAAUCGGUUACACAUGGAAUGGGAACACAGACAGAAUACUUUCAUUUUUAUUCUACAUUUUGAUCAAGCAUUGCCUACUGACAAUGGAUCAUACCGCUGUUCUUUGAAUGUUUCAUCUGUACUCUUUGAAAGUCACUCAAUAGCUGUUAAUGUGAUAGAUACAACCAGUGCUGCAAGACCACCCUUCAAGAACAAGAUGGAGGACACACCAUUGGUCCUUUAUUGUUUGCUUCCUUUGGGAGGAUUGUUUCUACUCAUUACCUGUUUCUACCUAUUCUGCUGCCUGAAAAGGCACCAAGGGGAACAAAAGGAGCCUUCUAAUACACCAGAAAGUGGAAUUAACCUGGUUGAUGUUCCUUGGCCCUUUAGACGUGAGCAAAUUGAAGUGGACACCAGACAAAAUCCCCAAACACUGCCAUCAGAAACUGAUGUUUAUGAUAAUGACCCCUGGGUCAGUGUCCAGGAAGAGUCUGGGGUUUAUUCUAACCCACGUCUGGAGGAAAACAAACAGGGCAUUGUUUAUGCUUCGCUGAACCACUCUGUCAUUGAAAUGAACUCAAGGCAGGCAAGAAAUGUGAAAGAAGCACCUACAGAAUAUGCAGCCAUAUGUGUGAGGAGUUAA
Messenger RNA from Myotis lucifugus (little brown bat), 813 nucleotides. It is a transcript of the gene BTLA, whose product is annotated as B and T lymphocyte associated. NCBI's taxonomy places the organism in Eukaryota, Metazoa, Chordata, Mammalia, Chiroptera, Vespertilionidae. Gene Ontology annotation, biological process: immune response-regulating cell surface receptor signaling pathway. Gene Ontology annotation, cellular component: plasma membrane. The transcript has 5 exons. Bases 1 to 813 code for a protein of 270 amino acids. Gene Ontology annotation, molecular function: signaling receptor activity. The record is from RefSeq and is a predicted model, not a curated record.